This is a messenger RNA of Populus trichocarpa (black cottonwood), 2076 nucleotides long. RefSeq names its product ferrochelatase-2, chloroplastic-like. Gene Ontology annotation, molecular function: protoporphyrin ferrochelatase activity. The record is from RefSeq and is a predicted model, not a curated record. NCBI's taxonomy places the organism in Eukaryota, Viridiplantae, Streptophyta, Magnoliopsida, Malpighiales, Salicaceae. Gene Ontology annotation, biological process: heme biosynthetic process. The coding region runs from base 226 to 1797 and encodes 523 amino acids. The transcript has 11 exons.
GAAAGAGUGCAAUGAAGUGGUGUUGAUUUUUCUCGUUUGUGAUAAGUCACUCUCCACACAAGUGGGUGUUAGUACUUAGUACACAUUUGCCAAGAAACAUGAAUCGAAGAGAAAAAAAAGGACCUCUCUUUCUCUCUUUUUACCAAGGCUUUAGCUCAUAGACACUACAUCUUUGAAUCGGAGAAAGCAGAAACAAGUUUGGUUCUUUUGUGUGUUUUUAUUCAAAUGAUGAUGAAUUGUGGAGCAGUGAAUGCUACUACUCCUUCUUCAACUUCUUGGUCUGCUUCUCACAGCUCCAAAGUCCCCAUGUUGUUGCCUAGGGCAAUUUGUACUACACAAAGGAUGUGUUGUGUCUCUGGUGUUCAUGUGGAUGCUUGUGUUAGUUUUAAUGUCUCAAGAAAUUGUGCUGUAGCUAAAGACUCAUUGGGUUGGUCUGGAACUUCACCAUCUUUAUAUUCUAAGCAGCCAUUCAACAAAUUUUUGUUGCCUUUGAAAGCAUUAGUGACUUCAACAUCUCAAGAUUUUCCCAUUGCAUCACUUAUCGGUGAAGGAAAGGUAGGAGUUUUGUUGCUUAAUCUUGGCGGUCCAGAGACUCUUGAAGAUGUGCAGCCUUUCCUUUUUAAUCUUUUCGCUGACCCGGACAUUAUAAGACUGCCAAGGUUGUUUCGAUUUCUUCAAAAGCCCUUGGCCCAAUUCAUAUCUGUUGCGAGGGCACCAAAGAGCAAAGAAGGCUAUGCUUCAAUUGGUGGUGGCUCUCCUUUGCGGCAGAUUACUGAUGCACAGGCUGAAGAAUUGAGGAAAUCCCUGUGGGAAAAGCAAGUCCCAGCAAAGGUAUAUGUUGGUAUGCGCUACUGGCACCCGUUCACUGAAGAAGCCAUCGAACAGAUAAAAAGAGAUGGAAUCACAAAGCUCGUUGUCCUUCCCCUUUACCCACAGUUUUCAAUAUCAACUAGUGGGUCAAGCCUUAGACUUUUGGAGAGUAUAUUCCGGGAAGAUGAAUAUCUUGUAAACAUGCAGCAUACAGUGAUACCUUCUUGGUACCAGCGUGAAGGAUACAUCAAAGCUAUGGCAAAUUUGAUUGAAAAGGAAUUAGAAAAAUUUGACCGUCCUGAGCAGGCUGUGAUCUUUUUUAGUGCACACGGUGUGCCACUUGCAUAUGUGGAAGAAGCUGGUGAUCCAUACAAGGCAGAAAUGGAGGAAUGCGUUGAUUUGAUAAUGGAGGAAUUAGAAAAGAGAAAGAUCAUAAAUGCAUACACUCUUGCAUAUCAGAGCAGAGUUGGACCUGUGGAAUGGUUGAAACCAUAUACUGAUGAGACAAUCAUUGAGCUUGGGAAGAAAGGGGUAAAACGUCUUUUGGCUGUUCCAAUUAGCUUUGUUAGUGAGCAUAUCGAGACCUUGGAAGAAAUUGAUGUUGAGUACAAAGAGUUGGCUCUCAAGUCUGGUAUAGAAAAAUGGGGACGUGUUCCUGCACUAGGAUGUGAGCCAACCUUCAUUUCAGAUUUGGCUGAUGCAGUGAUUGAGAGUCUUCCAUAUGUAGGAGCUAUGGCAGUCUCAAAUCUAGAAGCUCGACAGUCUUUAGUUCCGCUUGGCAGUGUAGAGGAGCUGCUGGCAGUUUAUGAUUCGAAGCGAAGAGAGCUACCAUCGCCUGUGACGGUAUGGGAAUGGGGUUGGACAAGAAGUGCAGAAACCUGGAACGGGCGAGCAGCUAUGCUGGCAGUUCUUGUUCUAUUGGUUCUUGAAGUCACCACCGGGCAGGGGUUUUUGCACCAAUGGGGUAUUUUUCCAUCGUUCCAUUGAACACCACUACACAAGACCUUUCUUAUGCCUGGUGUAAAUUUUGUUACCUAAGUCAAGACGCAUAAUUUCUUAUGAUUUCUUAUGCAUAAUACGACUUUAACUCGUAUAUAUGCUGAAUCGAACACUCUGGCAUUGUUGUCGAAGUUCAUAAUUGGUGGGAUUUGGGUUAAUAGCAUAGGUACUGGCAGUGCAAUCCUUCAAUGGGUCAAAAGAUUAAAAAAAAAUUGUAUUACAGAGUUAUAUUAUUUUUCAUCUAAUUACAGAAUGUUCUUUGAUUUA